ACCUGUCCACCUAAGAAUCAUGCAGAGUGCUGUGUAAUAGUGAUUUAUCAAAAUAAUUGAUUUUUGCUUAAACUUCAGUGAUUAAAUCAUCAUGUAAGCAGGAAACCUUGUGCAAUUUUUUUUUUAGUUACAUCCAUGGUUUCCCUCUUAAAACUAAAGAAUUAGAUUCCCCCUCUGAGACUGAUUCCUCUAUCAUUGUAUUGAAAUAAGUGACCCAUUUAAACAAAAUAUCCCUGAGCAAAUUUUAUACACAAUGAUGUCAAAUGGAAGAUUGAAUAGUAUUGUUUACAACUACUAAAUUUCACCAGAUGCACAUAUGUUCUAUUUAAAAAUAAAUUGGUCAAAUGUUGUUAUGAAUUCAAAAUUGGACUAAGGGAGCUAACUCCAACUUAUCCAAACACACAAAAUUAUUUCAAGGUUGAGGUUAUUUAAAAAAUUAAUUUAAGGUCAAGUUAACUUCAAUUUAAAUAACAAUAUUUUUCAGAGUGGAAAUAUAUGAUUAAAGAUUAAAUUCCUAUAAUUUAUUAAUUUUUAUGAAAGUUUGUUUAUUUUCUGCGGGACUACCCUACUUUCACUUUUGCCUUGAAAAUGGCAGACGACACACUCAGAUGUGGAAUUUCAGCCUUUCGAACUGAUGAGUGUGGAUGUUAUUAUUUAUUUCCACAUGAACAUGAUGCAAUCAAAAUUAAGUGUUGUGUUAAGGACGUGACUAGUCACCUCAAGAGUGUUGGGGUUGCAACAGGAGGCUCUUACCGGCAUUUUAGUUUGGGUGAAUCUAUGACAGAAGGUCAACUUAUUUUGUAUAGAGUCGGCCUAUAUGAUGAUCGUUUGUACAGGGAUGUUACAGUGUGUCCACAUCACCGUUAUAAACUGGGAAUAUACUUUAAACAAAAUAAAACAUGCAGUCACCCAUCUCAUUCUGGUAAUGGUAAAGCAUACAGAGGAAUAACAGUUCAAGAAAGUCGGGAUGUUUUGCAAUCUUUUGGUGUCCUUCUUCCAGUAGGUACAGGAUUAUGCAGAAGUUGCAGCAAAAAAGUAGCUCCUUCAAGAAUUGAGGAUACAAAAGAUUUGGACACAACAGAGAAAGAAAAGACAGAAACAUCUAGCUGUUUAAGCAUAAUGAAUAUUGAUGGUGAAUCUUCUGCAAAGACAGAUACACAACCCAGUACAGCUGAUACUGAUUUCCUGAUAUUCAAUCAAGAUGAUGAUGACUCCAUUGCAAAGACAGAAACACAGCCCAGUACAGCCGAAACUGACUCCAUGACCUUCAGUCAAGAUUUAUCUCAAACUUCUAGCUGGAGUACAGAUGAAAAGAAAGGGGACAUUCUUCUAGAUGAUGUCAACACUGCCCUGUCGUUAUUGUCUAAUGGUAAGAUGAGUCCAUUGAAAUAUCAAGUCAGAACAGAUAUAGCUUCAUUACAUCCUUCAUCAAAACGUAUGCUUAAACGUAAAGCUACAACUGCCAUUGAAGCAUUGAUGGAUUGUUUAGCUCCAGGUCAAGCAAGUGAGCUAACCGAGUUGAUAAAGAUGGAGAAACAGCAUUCACCAGUCCCUGAUUUAACUACCACAAUUGUAAAAUUGUAUGAGAAUACCAAUGAUUGCAACAUGAAAAAACAGAUGUUGUCAAUGUUGGCAAAAGAUUACACCAAGAAACAACUACAGGAAAUGAUUCCAGGCUUGACUGUUUAUGGUAUAGACCAGGCACGUCUACAUGCUUCAGUGCAUGGAGAAGGUUCACAAGUUCCAAAACAAAUGAAGCAAAACCGUCAAAGACUACCACAGUGGAAGGUUGCUCAUGCUUUGGAUUUCUUCUUCAAUCCUCUAUUUCAUCAGGUCAGCUCAUAUGGAACCAAAGAGAUGAAACUGAAUACUGGAGAAAAGAUUUUAAUACCAGAAGUGGUUCGAACUGUUUGCCAUGCCAACUUGGUCCACAUGUACCAAGCCUUUUGUAAAGAAGCAGAUGUUGAUCCACUAUCUAGAUCGUCUCUUUUUGAAAUUUUGAGGGUUUGUCCAGCUUCCAAAAGAACAAGUUUGAGAGGCCUAGAUAAUAUUGCCACUGAUGGAUCCACAGCUUUUGACACUUUAGAUGAAGUUAAAAAGCAGCUUAAACUUUACUUAACUGACACUGAAGUACACAAUGAUUUAGAGAAGACUGAGCAAGAUCUCCAUUUAUUUAAACUAUAUAUAAAAACUGACUUUAAACUGCAUACAUCAUUAGCUGACCAGUGCCCUGACCACUGCAUUAUGUUCGCAUUGUCUGAUCCAAAAGAUCAAACACUUCAAAAUAAAUAUACCCACAGUCAUAACAUGGUUUGUGAUAGAUGUGAGCUGUUCUCCAGGUCUAUAAUCAAUCUCAAAAGAAUAACAUCUGAAGAGAAAGGCAAGUUUUAUCUUACUGUAUUGCAGAUAUUCCAGUGGAACUUAAGUCUGAACUUCUUCAGGAUAUUGAAGUAG
Messenger RNA from Mytilus trossulus (common blue mussel), 2454 nucleotides. RefSeq lists its product as uncharacterized. The transcript has 10 exons. The record is from RefSeq and is a predicted model, not a curated record. The coding region runs from base 589 to 2454 and encodes 621 amino acids. Lineage: Eukaryota; Metazoa; Mollusca; Bivalvia; Mytilida; Mytilidae.